AAUGAAGCAUUUUCCUUUUGCCUGCGAUAUUCUGAUGUUUUGAAAUUUUUUCAGCACAACAAACCCUUGAAAAGGCCAGCCGAAGACAGCGUUGCCAAUUCUACUUCUGACUGCCCAAACAGUGAGGACUCUGAAAAACCAGCCAAAAUAAAUAGGACGGAACCAUUACAGGACAAGACAACAGCUUCAGAUCUUCAAACCCAAUCACAGCAAAAUCAUCCUAGUUUUUCAGUGCAGAUCGUUCAGCAGUUUUCUAACGCAUCACAUAAUCAACAAUCGCAAACGGUCCAAACUCAAGUGACCGUCCAAACGCUUUCUAAACCACUGAACUCGCCUCUGCCUCAAACUUCUCAGACGAUUGUUUCGAACCAGAAAACACAAGAGGUAAAAUCAAAUCAAAAAGAUCAAACGUUAGGGCCCCAGUCUGUGAGUAACGUGGUCACAACAGCGAACAACGUCGAGUGCAAGCAAGAAAAGGACGCUGGACAAACGUCAGAUCUCUGUCAAUUCAAAAACAAUAGAGCUUCAAACAGUAGUGGCGGUGGCGAUCGUCUCUCGGACACAUUCCCUAGUUUAGGUUUCACAGACGAUUCCGGAGAUGAUGUCAUCCAUCCAGAUAUCCUUAAAGAUCUCAUUGAUGAUGUUUUUACCAACUCAGGUGAUAUCAUGAAGGACUUCAACUUUGAAGAUAGUGUAGGAAGCAUGAAAGAUCAGGAGGAUGCGACGAAAGACAUCAUUGACUUAGUAAAAGGACCUUCUCCAACUCAAUUAAGGACUUUUCAAACUGAUAACUUAUCGUUUGUAAAUACCCAAGUUAAUCAGCAGCACCAAAAUGGUUUGUUCAGGAAUAUAUCAUCGAAUAAUGAUACUACUAUUGGUGUUAUGUCGACAACUACAUCGACAUCUGUUACAUCAGCUGCUACAUUUUACAACACAUCUUCUCAAAGACUGCCAUCGUAUGGAAAUUCCGCUUUACCACUUCCCAGUGGUUUGGGGUUGGAUUUCAAACUCACUGAGCCCAGUCCCGCUGCUUUGACAUUGAAGCAAAUGGCGGAACAGCAUCAGAACAUGCAGCAGAAGCAACAACAGCAACAGCAACAAUUGGGUGCUUCCACUCUCUCCAAUCGGCCAUCGCCCUUUAACCAAGAUACGUACAAUGCUCAUAUAAAUUCACUUCGCUCAGCGAACUAUCUCAACGGAUCGAACACGGGAAUGACCAGCAGCAGUCCUAAAGCACCUAAUACUGCAACAAAUAUUUUCAACUCUUUUGAUCGUCGAAUGAGUAAUUUUCCCGGAUCUGAAACUAUGACUGCCUUCUCAACAAACUGUGAGCCAAUGAGUCCAAACAUAUUUGAAGCGGAAAUGCGUGCCAGAACUUCUGUUGCUAUGUCUGAAUCGGAUCACGUUAAACAACAAAGAUUGCAAAUGGAAUCUUCUUGCCACACCAUUGAUCAACAAAAACCUCCUGUGUAUAACACAACCAGGCCUUUAACGCAUUACUCUGAAAGUCGUACUAUUAGACAUCAGAAUCCAGUUAACAAUAAUCAACAAAUACAUCAGCGUCCAUCUGGUAGGCAGUUCCAUAAUAAUGCUGAAAUGCGAUUGCAAAUGACACAGUCACAGCAUGUGCAUCCUGGACAACACUCCACUCAACAGCUUCAACAAAAUGCUCAUGAUGUUAAGCAGCAGCCGCAACAUAUGGUGCAAAAUCAACCUAACAUGUAUGGAAACUAUUCUUCCCAACAACCAGUUAGUAAUCCUACGUUUCACGGAUCCAUGUCACAGUCGUUAUCGUACUCGCCUCAGUUCUCCUCUAAUCCAACUAUAAAUAGACCGCCUCCGGAAUAUAAGGCACAGCAGUCUAAUUUAGCUACGGAAAAUCUUCAUCUUGUUGAACAGUUGAAUAAUCCCCAAGUCAUGUUCAAUAAUUCUGCCAAACAUAAAUACACCAAGCAGCAGAGACCACCAAAUGUUACAAUAACACCUGAUGGUUCUGCUAUUAGUUCUUCUGGCGAAUGGCGGCAUAGAAUGAUCAAUCAACAGAAUAAUCAGUUUAGGAUGAAUUCUUUCCCUCAUCAAGAGACGUAUGGCAAGUGUGAUGCGAAUGAUCAUCUCAGCUCUGCUGUUCAUCCAAGCCCUAUGUAUAACCAAUAUAGGAUGCCCAAUAAUCAAAUCUUAACAGGAAACCGUAUGGCGAGACCUAGUAUGAUGCCAGCGAAUCAGAUGUUAGUUCAACAAAGGCAACGGAUUCCAGUACCUCAGCAACGAUCGAGAAACCCAUCAAUGGUUGAAUUGGAUCAUCAUUCUUCGCUUGGAAUAAAUAACAGUGCUCUUUCACAAACUAAUAUGAUGGGGCCUGUGUAUACUAAUCAACAAGAUAUCAACAGGCAAGAUGGCAGCCAAAUAAAUUUAGACUUUUUGGACAACAUCGAAAGUAGUGCCUCGGAUUUGUUGAACUUCGAUCAAGUCAUUCAAGGAGGAGGAUCACAUUUUCCAUUGUUGGAUGACAUGGGUAUACUUGAUAAAUAGGACCCAAUGGUAAAAUGGAGUGCAAUAAAGCUGUUUUCGCCCUGAUAUGUAUUUGCGUGAAAGAUUAUCAUAAAUACAGAAUAUUGUGAACCGUACAAUAUAUAUUUUGUAUAUGUUGUGUAUAUGCAUUCAAAACACGGGCAAUCUUUCGAAUGUGCCAUAAAAUGGCAAUAACAUUUUAUGAGGGACAUGCAGUUUCCAUACCGAGGUGAAUCGUUGUAAUAAACUAUGCGAAAUUCACUGUGAAUUGUAGCUAUUUCAUAGUCGUUAAACGAACAAAGCAGGGCGUUUUUUUGUUUCAGAAGAGCAUACGGAGUUUCCUGUAUAUGCUUUUAGAUUCAAUGUGAUGUAUACCAAGUUUUCAAAUGAGAAUUUUAUCUUAGCUAUGACUAUGCUAAUUAUGUCGAAUGUAAGUCUUGAAAAAUGUAAUUAAAAAUGGUGCAAUGUGAAUGUUUUACAUAAAAUGUCAUAUAAAGCAAUCUUUGUAUACAUUCAGUGCAUUAAGAGAUUAAAAUGUUUUCAAUUAAU
Messenger RNA from Stegodyphus dumicola, 3057 nucleotides. RefSeq lists its product as uncharacterized. Gene Ontology annotation, biological process: positive regulation of transcription by RNA polymerase II; Notch signaling pathway. The record is from RefSeq and is a predicted model, not a curated record. Lineage: Eukaryota; Metazoa; Arthropoda; Arachnida; Araneae; Eresidae. Gene Ontology annotation, cellular component: nuclear speck. Gene Ontology annotation, molecular function: transcription coactivator activity.